Molecule: messenger RNA, 1277 nt
Organism: Lolium rigidum
Lineage: Eukaryota; Viridiplantae; Streptophyta; Magnoliopsida; Poales; Poaceae
Product: phosphate metabolism protein 8-like
Exons: 8
Coding region: 142-990 (282 amino acids)
Source: RefSeq, a predicted model, not a curated record
UCUCUCCCUCUCUGUCCCUGUGUGCCUUCACAUUCAGAGCGCUCUUGAAGCCUCGUCUUGCUCCUCGCCUCUGCAUCCGCGCCAGUUGCAUUGCAGCUCCCCAGCACUCGAGUCGUUAGCUCUUCUCUCACAGUCCGAAUCAUGGAGUUCGACGAGCGCUGCCUCAUGGUCCAGGAGCCCAAGUUCGACUGCCUCCUCUUCGACCUGGACGACACUCUGUACCCGAUGAGCUCGGGGAUCUCGUCUCAUGUGAAGACGAACAUUGAACGCUACAUGGUCGAGAAGCUGGGCAUCGAGGAGAGCAAGAUUGAGAACCUCGGCAAUCUGCUGUACAAGAACUACGGCACAACGAUGGCCGGCCUUAGGGCAAUCGGCUACAACUUUGAUUACGAUGAGUACCACAGCUUUGUCCAUGGAAGGCUGCCCUACGACAACAUCAAGCCCGACCCUGUUCUCAAGCACAUUCUCAAGAACAUGCGCAUCCGCAAGCUCAUAUUCACCAACGGCGACAUGAUCCACGCCGUGAGAGCCCUCAAGCGGCUUGGCCUGGAGGACUGCUUCGAGGGGAUCAUCUGCUUCGAGACCCUGAACCCGCCGUGCCUGCUUCCGUCGUGCGACCAGGACGCGCCGGAGAUCUUCGACAUCGCCGGACACUUCGCCAGGUCGGGCAGCGUCGACGAGCUGCCCAGGACCCCCGUCCUGUGCAAGCCCAACGUCGACGCCAUGGAGGCGGCCCUCAGGAUCGCCAACGUCAACCCCUACAAGGCGAUUUUCUUCGAAGACAGCGUGCGCAACAUUCAGGCUGGCAAAGUACUCGGUCUCCACACAGUGCUGGUUGGCACGUCGCACCGGGUGAAGGGCGCAGAUCACGCGCUGGAGAGCAUCCACAACAUCAGGGAGGCGCUGCCGGAGCUGUGGGAGGAGGCCGAGAAGACGGAGGACGUCCUCUACACCGAUCGCGUCGCGAUCGAGACCUCGGUGACUGCGUAGACGCCGCUCGCUGCCGGUGCACCGUUAUCCUGAGAUCCAAAACACAGCCCGAUUCAACUCCCAGCCUGCCGGACUGGUGACCUUCAUGUGAAAUUGAGCACUGGCCGGGACAGCAAUUUCCUCCAAGACGAAGGGGAGAGUUCAGAAAUACAGGGAAAUGCAGCAUGCACAUCAUGCGUGCUGGGCCGGUCCUAGUAUAUGUAUAUGUAUCCACUAUCCACCAGAUCUUUGCUUGUAAAUUACUACUAGGAGUAUAAUAUAUAAUAAAGAGAACGGGGUUUCUUGUA